AUGUCAAAUCCUGCCUUGAGAAAAACGACUCCUGCAGGAAAUGAUAUGAAGAGUGCCACUCAGGGGACCACUCUGAGGCAAGAGGGUUUUCAUGAAGUGAACAAAAGAAGAACUUUCUUACAGGAUAACAGCUGGAUAAAGAAACAUCCUGAAGAACAAAAAGAUGAAAAUUUUGGUAGGGCAGUGCUCAACCGGCAUAACUCCCAUGAUGCCUUGGACAGGAAAACAAAUGAGAGCGAUGAGCCAAAGGCCACUAUUAGUCGGUACAGAUCUGAUGACACUUUAGACAGAAGCCUGUCCACGUUUAGAUCACCAGAAGCAACAAAGCUACAACCUGGCAAUUUGUUCAGCACAAACACCACUAACACCAUGGCUUCCACAUCUGUUACUACUCCUGUAAAGAAAAAGAGACAAUCCUGGUUUCCGCCACCCCCUCCAGGUUAUAAGGCCACCGCAAACCCAGGAGCAAGCAGAAGGGACCCAGAUGUUCACCCUCCAAUCCCUCCAAAGCCCGGUUCUCCAGUUUCUUCUAACCUGAGACAGGAUAAUAGGACUCAGGAUCGUGAUAACAUCGUCAAAGUGGCCACUUCACCUCAGAAAGGUGACAAGGGCUCCAAAGACCUUGAUAAUCUAAUCAAAGUGAUACCAGAAACGGGAAAAAGUGUCCAAAGGGGCCAAAGUCUUGAUAAUCUCAUCAAAGAGGUUCCUGAAGCAAACAGAACUAAGCAAGGGAACCAAGACCCGGAUAAUCUUAUCAAAGUGAACCCCUCAGCAAACAAAAGUAGUGAACAAGGUGUGGAUGAACUUAUUAAUGUAAAACCCAAAGCUGUCAGAAAAACUCCUGGAAACCAAGAUCUGGAUAAGUUCAUCAAAGUGAAUCCUGAAACUCUAACAAAGCAAAGAAACCAAGACCUCAGUAACUUCAUCAAAGUGAACCCUGCAGUAAUCAGAAGCAAUCAGAGCCAAGACUUGGACAAUCUUAUUAAAGUGAAACCUUCAGCUCUCAGAAGCACUAAACGGUUAAUGACCUUGCCAGACUUUCUUGACCCGUUCCCAAGUCUAGAGUAG
Orycteropus afer afer is the source of this 1068-nucleotide messenger RNA. The record is from RefSeq and is a predicted model, not a curated record. Lineage: Eukaryota; Metazoa; Chordata; Mammalia; Tubulidentata; Orycteropodidae.